This is a messenger RNA of Thrips palmi, 2974 nucleotides long. It is a transcript of the gene kek2, whose product is annotated as amphoterin-induced protein 2. NCBI's taxonomy places the organism in Eukaryota, Metazoa, Arthropoda, Insecta, Thysanoptera, Thripidae. The coding region runs from base 857 to 2974 and encodes 705 amino acids. Gene Ontology annotation, molecular function: protein binding. The record is from RefSeq and is a predicted model, not a curated record. The transcript has 6 exons.
CUGCCUUGUGUCCGCGACGCCUCGCGACGCCUCGCGACGCCGGCCCUGUUCACGACGACGCCCCGGCGCCUCGACGCCCGACAACGCCCCCGCCGCGCCGCGCGAGACGCACGCCCGCGCAACCCCGCGCAAGCCUCGUCUCGUCGACUUGGCCGGCCGGUGUCUGGAUACAGUGUGUGUUGUGAGUGUUGACACGAGUGCGGGCCAGCGCCGCCCAGUGCAAGCAGCGCAAGCAGUGCAACACUGUCAGUGCAGAGGGAUCAGUGCGACAAUCAGUGCGACUGUCAGUGCCACCACAGCGCAAGCCAGUGUCACGUUGCCAGUGUACAAACAGUGCGACCGGGACGCCGCGACGCCGCCCGGCGUGUGCACCAACACCCCGCCACCCACGGAUCCAAGCGCACCGCGCAGCCAAAGGAGCGCAGACGCCGAGCCAAAGCAAGGAAGGAGGCGGGGACCGCGAACCGCGACGCUGGCGACGACAAAGGACCGGCAGCGACGUCGGGUCAACGCACUCGCCCCUAAGUGAAGGAUCGGCUGGCCCGUGGCACCACAUCGCGCCCACCCCGCCGGACGCGCGGCCCCGUUGCUGCCCCGCGGAGCGGAACGCCGACUGACAGACCGACAGACAGGAACGAGCAGCCGGACGGACAGACACACGGCGCUGACGGACCGCGAGGGCGCGGGCCGUUUGAAAAGCAAUAAUUAGUUGGUGUCUAUCGGGGCGCUGGCGCUGAGCUGGCGCGGCCCUGACGGCAUGUCGGGGCCCCCACGAUCGCCUCCACGCCCGCUGGGGCUGGACAUGGCCUCGGACGCGGCCUCGGACACCGACAACGCGCUCCUCUAAGCGGCGGCCAUGCACGGCGCGCUACGGCGGUGGCUGGCGGCCGUGGCGCUGGCGCACUGCCUGUCGCUGUCGCUGGCCUGCCCGUCGUCGUGCGAGUGCAAGUGGAAGAACGGCAAGCAGACGGCGCUGUGCGUCAACAAGGACCUGCGCGACGUGCCCCAGGCCGUGGACCCCGGCACGCAGGUGCUGGACCUGUCCAGCAACGCCAUCCGCGCGCUGUCCCGCGAGCGCUUCCAGAGCCUGGACCUGGUGAACCUGCAGCGCAUCUACCUGCCGCGCAACGGGCUGACGGAGAUCGCGGACAAGGCGUUCCACGGCCUCACCAACCUGGUGGAGCUGGACCUGUCGCACAACAACCUGACCGCCGUGCCCACGCACGCCUUCAAGGACUUCCCGCUGCUCAUGCGGCUCUCGCUGAGCAGCAACCCGAUCCGCAGCGUGGCGGCCGGCGCCUUCGUGCCACUGUCCUACCUCAUCAACCUGGAGCUCAGCGCCUGCGCCAUCGAGACCGUCAUGGACGACGCGUUCGCCGGGCUGGUGCAGCUCGAGUGGCUCAAGCUGGACGGCAACCGCAUCAAGGGCAUGCACGGCAGCAACAUCCUGCCCAAGACGCUGCACGGCGUCGACAUCCACAACAACCCCUGGGAGUGCGACUGCGGCAUGGUGGACCUGCGGCGCUGGGUCGCCAACUACCGCCACCCGCUGGCGCAGGAGCCCGUGUGCCGAGGGCCGGCCAGGCUGCGCGGCCGGCCGGUGCGCGAGCUGGCCGAGGCGGACCUGGCCUGCCUGCCGGAGGUGUUCCCCACCACGCUGUACCUGGAGAUCUCCGAGGGGAAGAACAUCUCGCUGCAGUGCAAGGUGAACGCAACGCCCGAGGCCAAGGUGUCGUGGUACUUCCAGGGCAACGUGCUGCAGAACGACACCGUGGUGGCGCCCGGCGUGCGCCUGCUGUACUUCGUCGAGGACGGUGGCACGUUGCAGAAGAAGAGCGAGCUGUUCAUCUACAACACCAACACGGAGGACAACGGCACGUUCGUGUGCCAGGCGGAGAACGCGGCGGGCAGCAUGCACGCCAACUACACCAUCCGCGUGAUGGUGCGCGAGGACCCCAAGCCGCAGGCCACCGCCUUCCCCAUGGAGUACGUGAUCGCGGGCGCCGCGGUGCUGGUGGUGGUGGCCGUGCUGGUGUGCGUGUCCGUGACGGCCUGCAUCAUCUCGUGCAGGAAGCGGCGGCGGAAGCGGCGGAAGGCGGAGACCGGCAAGGCGGUGGCGCUGCACCAGAGCCAGACCGGCCAGAAGGAGGCGGCCGAGUGCAUCGCCGUGUCCACGGCCGGCGCCAAGAUGAACGGCACCGUGUUCAUCAGCGACCGCCAGGACUACGGGCACGCCGACUACGAGCAGAACCCCGACCUCAUCAACGACGCGGAGAGCGUGGGCAAGGACAGGCGCCUCAAGGGCGGCGACGAGUCGGGGAGCUACCAGGAGGGCAGCGCCAUCGACGACCUGCCCGCCAACGCCGCGCAGCCGCAGCAGCCCGUGUGGAACGCGUACGCCGUGGCGGGGCCCAUGUCGGUGCCCAUGUCCGGACCCAUGUCCGUACCGGUGUCCGGCGCCGUCGACAUGUACCACACGCAACCGCUGUCCGCCGACGUGCACCUGUCCGCUGGCCGCUUCCUGGACGGCGACGGCUACCCGCUGGACUACGGGCUGCCCAAGAUGCCGCUGCCGCACCCGGGCAUGUCGGUGCACCAGCCCAUGGGGGCCAUGGCGGGCGUGCCCGUGGCCAACAUGUACCGCACGCUGCCGCACAAGCCGCGCGCGCUCCACGCCGGCGUGGCUGUCCGCCGCUACUCGCGCGAGGCCGAGUUCCUGUCUCGGCCGUCGCCGUCCUCGUACGACCCGUUCCUGCCGCCCGACGUGCGGUACACUGUGGACGGCUACCCCACCACGGCCGCGCCCGUGCCCGUGUCGCCCGGCGCCACGCUGUACCCGGCGGGCACGCCGUCGACGGUGCCCGAGGACGGCAUCCUGCCGUCGCCGCCGUCAGCCUACAAGACCGACGCGGCGCUUCCGUCCCCGUUCCCGUCGUCGGCGACGGCCUCGUGCUGCAUGAAAUUUUUGAGUUGA